AUGGUGCAAAGGCUUGUGCUUCGGCUCGGUUGUGGUCCUGCUUCUGUUGAUGUUUGUGGAAAGCAUACUGGGCCGCAGGAUAAUAACAACACCAGUACACCAUCAACACCUAUUGCUAGGCUCCGGCAUCGUAGGCGCUCCAGUGAGGCUGUGGGGGAGGCUAGUAAAGAAAAUGGAGGCCGUUUACUGGUUAAUGAUCAGAACAAAUACAAAUCAAUGUGGAUCCGUGCUCAAUCCACCAUUUGGAUGAUUGGGAGCUUUGCAUUAGUUGUCUAUAUGGGACAUCUCUAUAUAACUGCCAUGGUGGUUGUCAUCCAAAUCUAUAUGGCAAAAGAGCUCUUCAAUUUACUUAGGAAAGCAAAUGAAGACCGGCAACUUCCAGGUUUUAGACUGUUAAACUGGCACUUCUUCUUCACUGCUAUGCUAUUUGUGUAUGGUCGCAUUCUCAGUCAACGUCUUUACAAUACUGUAACCUCAGGCAAAUUUUUGUUUCAGCUUGUGAGCAACCUAAUCAAGUAUCAUAUGGUUAUCUGCUAUUCCUUGUACAUUUCAGGUUUUAUGUGGUUCAUUCUUACUCUGAAGAAGAAGAUGUACAAGUAUCAAUUCGGCCAGUAUGCAUGGACACAUAUGAUUCUAAUUGUGGUGUUUACACAGUCUUCUUUCACCGUAGCCAAUAUUUUUGAAGGAAUUUUCUGGUUUCUUCUUCCAGCAACACUUAUUGUCAUCAAUGACAUUUUUGCUUAUAUAUGUGGUUUCUUCUUUGGGAAAACCCCUCUGAUCAAGUUAUCUCCAAAGAAAACUUGGGAGGGAUUCAUAGGAGCAUCUGUCACAACUAUGAUCUCAGCAUUUGUGCUUGCAAACAUCAUGGGGCGUUUUCAGUGGCUAACAUGUCCAAGGAAGGAUUUAUCAACUGGUUGGUUGCAAUGCGAUCCUGGGCCUUUGUUUAAGCCAGAGUAUUACACUCUACCAGAAUGGUUUCCUCAUUGGUUCCCCUGGAAAGAGAUCUCCAUUCUACCUGUUCAAUGGCAUGCUCUGUGUCUUGGUUUGUUUGCAUCAAUAAUAGCUCCUUUCGGAGGCUUUUUUGCUAGUGGCUUUAAAAGAGCUUUUAAAAUAAAGGAUUUUGGCGAUAGCAUUCCUGGUCAUGGAGGGAUUACAGAUAGAAUGGAUUGCCAGAUGGUGAUGGCCGUGUUUGCAUACAUCUAUCAUCAAUCAUUCGUUGUGCCUGAAAGCGUCUCAGUUGAUAUGCUCAUGGAACAGAUAAUGGGAAGUCUUCCAUUUGAGCAGCAGUAUGCUCUGUACACGAGGCUUGGAGAAAUGAUCCAACGAAGGGUGACCGGACAUUCCUAG
Molecule: messenger RNA, 1347 nt
Organism: Dovyalis caffra
Lineage: Eukaryota; Viridiplantae; Streptophyta; Magnoliopsida; Malpighiales; Salicaceae
Source: the annotation of a GenBank genome assembly